AUGAGAUUUAGUCGAGUCAUCUUGGGAUCUUCGUACGGCUUAGCUAGAUUUUACCUUCCACCUCCCUCGACAUCUGCUGCACGGUACCGCCAGUUCUUCUCCCUAGUCAGGCACCUUGCACCUUCUCAAAAUCAUUUAAACAACAUGAAUCUAGAUAUCCCUGCCGAUGACUCUGGGAAAUUAAAAGUAACUUCUCAUGCUCAAUACAAAAGCCCAUCCCGAUUGUCUCCUUCGUCGGUGCUCCCUGAUCCGAUUGACCAAUUCAAAGAAUGGUUCAAGGCCGCAUCGUCUCCUCAUCCUGAUCAACCGCAGAAGUCGGUAGUACACGAACCAGAAGCCAUGGCAAUCUCCACUUGCUCCGCUGAAGGGGUCCUUCUACCCGGUUCGUCCUAUUGA
This is a messenger RNA of Rhizoctonia solani, 396 nucleotides long. RefSeq names its product pyridoxamine 5'-phosphate oxidase family protein. The record is from RefSeq and is a predicted model, not a curated record. The coding region runs from base 1 to 396 and encodes 131 amino acids. The transcript has a single exon. Lineage: Eukaryota; Fungi; Basidiomycota; Agaricomycetes; Cantharellales; Ceratobasidiaceae.